Molecule: messenger RNA, 904 nt
Organism: Drosophila albomicans
Lineage: Eukaryota; Metazoa; Arthropoda; Insecta; Diptera; Drosophilidae
Product: coiled-coil domain-containing protein 25
Exons: 1
Coding region: 175-804 (209 amino acids)
Source: RefSeq, a predicted model, not a curated record
CUUUAACAUAAGCUCCACUGCAUGCCGCUGUUAGCAGCAUAUGUCAAGUUGUAGUAAAAAAUUAUAUUUGAGCGGCAAGCGAGCACAUAAAAUUCAAUUGGGAAUACAAUUGGAAAUAAGUUUGUCAAACACACGUUUCGUCCGUAAGCGAUCACAAGCCAAACAAAUCACAAAAUGGUUUUCUACUUCAAGAGCAAUCUAGUGCAGCCGGCGGCCAUGUUGUACAUGGGUCGCGACAAGCACGAGAACGAGGAACUGAUCCGCUGGGGCUGGCCGGAAGAUGUGUGGUUCCAUGUGCACAAUUUGUCGUCGGCUCACGUCUAUUUGCGUCUCCGCAAGGGACAGACCAUCGACGAUAUACCCAGCGAUGUGCUGGUGGAUGCUGCACAACUGUGCAAGGCGAACAGCAUUCAGGGCAACAAGGUAAACAAUUUGGAAAUUGUUUAUACCAUGUGGGAGAACCUGAAGAAGACUCCCGACAUGGAGCCCGGCCAGGUGGCCUAUCACGAUGAGAAAGCGGUGCGCAAGAUACGGCUGGAGAAGCGGGUUAAUGAGAUUGUGAAUCGCUUAAAUAAAACCAAGACCGAGGAGGAGCAUCCCGAUUUUCGCGGACAGCGCGAGACACGCGACGCUGCCGAGCGACAGGAUCAGAAGCGGGUGCAGCGCGAGAAGCGCGAACAGGAGAAGGAAGCGGCCAAGCAGCGCGAACUGGAGGCGGAGCUGCGCAGUUAUGCAUCAUUGCAGAAAACAGAAAACAUGCGCACCAACUACGAUGCCGGCAACGAAUCUGAUGACUUUAUGUAGUAGUGUGUGUGUGUGCAUUUGUGUGUGCAAGCACUACACCUACUUAUAAACAAACUUAAUUAUAACUAUUUUUUUUUUAUUAAAAUUGUGCAUAUAAAAA